This is a messenger RNA of Ichthyophthirius multifiliis, 1379 nucleotides long. RefSeq names its product ubiquitin-conjugating enzyme family protein, putative. Gene Ontology annotation, molecular function: ubiquitin conjugating enzyme activity; starch binding. NCBI's taxonomy places the organism in Eukaryota, Ciliophora, Oligohymenophorea, Hymenostomatida. The record is from RefSeq and is a predicted model, not a curated record. The transcript has a single exon.
AAAAAAUAAAUGAUUAAAUUAAAUUUUCAAGUAACAGCCUAUACUAAUUUCACAGAAACAGUUAAAAUAUGUGGUUCUAUUCCAGAACUUGGUCAAUGGGAUCCUUAAAAAGCCUUCGAAUUACAAACAGACCCUGAAAAAUAUCCAAAAUGGUAUUCCAAGACACCCAUAUGCCUUCCUGAUGGUCUUGAAAUAGAAUUCAAAAUAUUAAUAUUAACAUAAGAUAAUAAUUUAAAAAAAUGGGAAGACUUACAUAUGAAUCGUACAUAUACUACUUAAAUAUUAAAUGAAAAUCCUCUUUUAAUAAUGGAAGAAUCAAAUAUUGAAAUAUUGGAAUAAAAUAUGACUCCAAUUAAAUAAUUAAACGAAAAUAAAUCAUAUGCAUAACAUUUAGCCCCUUUAAGAAUCCAAUCAUAUCCCAUAGUAUCAAAAAUAUAUGAAAAUCCAGAAAAUGCAAUAGAAUAUAGUUACAAAUGUAAAAUAACGAAUUCUUAAAAUUAUCUUAAUGAUGAUAAUAAUAGAAAAUAAAAUAGACUUAAAAACGAACUAAAAUAACUUUCCAGAUAGUUACCUUUAAGCGAAACUAAUAGUAUUUUUCUCAUUUAUGACGAAAAAAGACUAGAUGUAAUGAAAGCGCUUAUUUUCGGCUCCGAAGGGACCCCAUAUGCACAUGGAGCAUUUAUUUUUGAUAUUUUUAUACCAGAAGAAUACCCUAAUAAUCCUCCAAUAAUAUCCAUAACAUCGACUAAAGGGGGAUAAAUAAGAUUUAAUCCAAAUUUAUAUGCAGACGGAUUAGUUUGUUUGAGUUUAUUAGGAACUUGGAAUGGUUCUUCUGAUGAAAACUGGAAUCCUUAAUAUUCGAAUAUUUAUUAAGUUUUAGUUAGUAUAUAAUCACUUAUUAUGAAUGAAGAUGUUUAUUUUAAUGAACCUUCUUAUGAAUAAUAUAGAGAAAGUGAAUAUGGAAAUAAUCUUAAUAAAGGAUAUUGUAAUAUUGUUCGAUAUUAUAAUGUCUAACAUACUAUUAAUGAUAUGAUAGAGAAUAGCCCAAAGGAAUUUCAGAUGUUAUUAAAAAACACUUUUUGAUUAAAAAGAAUAAAAUUCUUAAAGAUAUUUAGAUGUGGGUUUAAGAAGCUUAGAAUGAUAAAACUAGCGAUUAUGAUGAAAUUAUUUCUUAUCAUAAUCAGUAAAUUUGUGAUGUAUUUUAGGAAAAUAGGAAUAAUUAUGCAAUGAUGUUGGAAUAGGAAAUGAAGAGAACGUAAUUAUUGUUGAAUUAAUUAGAAUUAAAUUAUAAUUUAUGAAAUCUAUUAUAUUUUUUAUUUUAUUUUAAAAUAUUGUUUUUUAAAUAUAUAAUAUUUGUUAAUUUGUUAAUUUUUAAUUUU